GGCGCGGGGAAGGGCUCUGGGCCUGAGCUGAGGGGGAUUGGGAGAGUGUGGGCUUGAGUUCGCUCUGGCGCUCCCCAGCAGGGGGAGAGAUGCGGAGCCCCCGCCUAGGCGCCCGCCGCCGCGGUAGCAGCCUCAGCAGCAGCCUCAGCAUCAGCACCGGCGGGACAGCGACAGCGGGGGCGGCGCAGGCGCACUGUGCCCCGCGGAGCCUGCAGUUCCAGAGCCCCGUGUGCGGCACCGCCACAGUCUGGGCAGCGGCGGCCGGGGGAGCGCUACUACCAUGAACUGCCUUGUCCUCCUCCCCAGAGCUGCUCAUCCGGGUCGGGCUGGAGAUACAGUCAGGGGACCCCGUCGCCGCCGCCGCGCCCCCUCUUCUUUCGGCUCAAUCUUCUCUUCCACCUUUUCCUCCUCUUCCUCCACCUUCUCUUCCUGCAUCCCCCCCUCCCCCGCCGCGGAUCCUGGCCGCUGCUCUCCAGACCCAGGAUGCCGGGGGGCAAGAGAGGGCUGGUGGCACCGCAGAACACAUUUUUGGAGAACAUCGUCAGGCGCUCCAGUGAAUCAAGUUUCUUACUGGGAAAUGCCCAGAUUGUGGAUUGGCCUGUAGUUUAUAGUAAUGACGGUUUUUGUAAACUCUCUGGAUAUCAUCGAGCUGACGUCAUGCAGAAAAGCAGCACCUGCAGUUUUAUGUAUGGGGAAUUGACUGACAAGAAGACCAUUGAGAAAGUAAGGCAAACUUUUGACAACUACGAGUCAAACUGCUUUGAAGUUCUUCUGUACAAGAAAAACAGAACCCCUGUUUGGUUUUAUAUGCAAAUUGCACCAAUAAGAAAUGAACAUGAAAAGGUGGUCUUGUUCCUGUGUACUUUCAAGGAUAUUACGUUGUUCAAACAGCCAAUAGAGGAUGAUUCAACAAAAGGUUGGACGAAAUUUGCCCGAUUGACACGAGCUUUGACAAAUAGCCGAAGUGUUUUGCAGCAGCUCACACCAAUGAAUAAAACAGAGGUGGUCCACAAACAUUCAAGAUUAGCUGAAGUUCUUCAGCUGGGAUCAGAUAUCCUUCCUCAGUAUAAACAAGAAGCGCCAAAGACGCCACCACACAUUAUUUUACAUUAUUGUGCUUUUAAAACUACUUGGGAUUGGGUGAUUUUAAUUCUUACCUUCUACACCGCCAUUAUGGUUCCUUAUAAUGUUUCCUUCAAAACAAAACAGAACAACAUAGCCUGGCUGGUACUGGAUAGUGUGGUGGACGUUAUUUUUCUGGUUGACAUCGUUUUAAAUUUUCACACAACUUUCGUGGGGCCUGGUGGAGAGGUCAUUUCUGACCCUAAGCUCAUAAGGAUGAACUAUCUGAAAACUUGGUUUGUGAUCGAUCUGCUGUCUUGUUUACCUUAUGACAUCAUCAAUGCCUUUGAAAAUGUGGAUGAGGGAAUCAGCAGUCUCUUCAGUUCUUUAAAAGUGGUGCGUCUCUUACGACUGGGCCGUGUGGCUAGGAAACUGGACCAUUAUCUAGAAUAUGGAGCAGCAGUCCUCGUGCUUCUGGUGUGUGUGUUUGGACUGGUGGCCCACUGGCUGGCCUGCAUAUGGUAUAGCAUCGGAGACUACGAGGUCAUCGACGAAGUCACUAACACCAUCCAAAUGGACAGUUGGCUCUACCAGCUGGCCUUGAGCAUUGGGACUCCAUACCGCUACAAUACCAGUGCUGGGAUAUGGGAAGGAGGACCCAGCAAGGAUUCACUGUACGUGUCCUCUCUCUACUUUACCAUGACAAGCCUUACAACCAUAGGAUUUGGAAACAUAGCUCCUACCACAGAUGUGGAAAAGAUGUUUUCGGUGGCUAUGAUGAUGGUUGGCUCUCUUCUUUAUGCAACUAUUUUUGGAAAUGUUACAACAAUUUUCCAGCAAAUGUAUGCCAACACCAACCGAUACCAUGAGAUGCUGAAUAAUGUACGGGACUUUCUAAAACUCUAUCAGGUCCCAAAAGGCCUUAGUGAGCGAGUCAUGGAUUAUAUUGUCUCAACAUGGUCCAUGUCAAAAGGCAUUGACACAGAAAAGGUCCUCUCCAUCUGUCCCAAGGACAUGAGAGCUGAUAUCUGUGUUCAUCUAAACCGGAAGGUUUUUAAUGAACAUCCUGCUUUUCGAUUGGCCAGCGAUGGGUGUCUGCGUGCCUUGGCAGUAGAGUUCCAAACCAUUCACUGUGCUCCUGGGGACCUCAUUUACCACGCUGGAGAAAGUGUGGAUGCCCUCUGCUUUGUGGUGUCGGGAUCCUUGGAAGUCAUCCAGGAUGAUGAGGUGGUGGCUAUUUUAGGGAAGGGUGAUGUAUUUGGAGACAUAUUCUGGAAGGAAACCACCCUUGCCCAUGCAUGUGCGAACGUCCGAGCACUGACGUACUGUGACCUACACAUCAUCAAGCGGGAAGCCUUGCUCAAAGUCCUGGACUUUUAUACAGCUUUUGCAAACUCCUUCUCAAGGAAUCUCACUCUUACUUGCAAUCUGAGGAAACGGAAAACGUUCUUAUUACGGUGAAUAAUAAGCAGCAGCAGCACAGAAUGUCAUUUUUUUCUGUGAACGAUGAAGCAUGUCAGCGGCAAUGAUCUUUUGUGGAUGAAAAACAUACUGGAAUUGGAUGUCAAACAGGACUAACGUAUUUGCUUGGUGUACAUGUGUCGCAGAUUGCAUGUAUUUCAGUAGCAAUACAGGUAUCUUUGAAGAAAUGCUCUAUGAAUGGCAAUGGGUAUUCCAACUACUUUGUUUUCUUCACCCACCCUCCCCACAAUGGUAUAUUAGCUAAACAAAAUAGUAGAACCCAUUUGUUCAACAAAUCCAUCAAUUCUUGAUCCUGUGGAAAAGACAUUACUAAAAUAUUGUCCAUACUUGGAACAAAAGAUAAUAUGGUUUCCACAAAACUCUCAAAUAGUAUGUAGUAUCUAUGUUUACUUCUCUCGUAACACUGAUUAUGGUACUUUGGUUUCUUAUUUACAUCUCUAUUUUUCAACUGAACAAUGAGCUCCAUACAGUAGGUAUUUUCUGUAAUAUUUUAUUGUCAAUGGCCAGAAUAGAGUCUGCUAUAUAAUUAAAUGAAUGACUGAAAUGUUAAUCUGUCAUGCUGCCCAGCACUUUUUAUCAUCACUGACCAGAAUAAUAACCAUUAUCUAAAACACACAAUAUCUUUGACAACUUUGGCAAUAAGCCCUAUGUAAUAGGAUUAUGAAAAUUACCAUUAUUAAUUGGUGUUAAAUCACGAUUAGAGUUAACUCCCAGCUGCUGUUUCUAACUAUUUGUGUCUGCAAAUU
This is a messenger RNA of Cercocebus atys (sooty mangabey), 3290 nucleotides long. Its product is annotated as potassium voltage-gated channel subfamily H member 5. Gene Ontology annotation, biological process: regulation of membrane potential; potassium ion transmembrane transport. The coding region runs from base 484 to 2523 and encodes 679 amino acids. Gene Ontology annotation, molecular function: voltage-gated potassium channel activity. The record is from RefSeq and is a predicted model, not a curated record. Gene Ontology annotation, cellular component: membrane. NCBI's taxonomy places the organism in Eukaryota, Metazoa, Chordata, Mammalia, Primates, Cercopithecidae. The transcript has 11 exons.